Messenger RNA from Bipolaris oryzae ATCC 44560, 639 nucleotides. RefSeq lists its product as uncharacterized. NCBI's taxonomy places the organism in Eukaryota, Fungi, Ascomycota, Dothideomycetes, Pleosporales, Pleosporaceae. Gene Ontology annotation, molecular function: endonuclease activity. The record is from RefSeq and is a predicted model, not a curated record. The annotation marks the transcript as partial. The transcript is spliced from 2 exons.
GGUACAAAUUUAAGGUCUCAAGUGGGUACAGGUAAAUUUACAAAGUUAGUUACCUCUAUGAUAAAAUUACCGAAUUAUAAUAAGAGUAUUAUAAUAGGAUUAUUAUUAUCAGAUGGUUGGUUAACCUUUGCAAGUAAAACAAAUAAAAAUGCACGAUUAGGGUUUAAACAAACUAUAAAUAAAGCAUCUUAUGUAUGGUUUAUUUUUAAUGAAUUAUCUCAUUAUUGUAGUAGUUACCCUUAUUACGCAGAAAGAAAAGUACUUUAUAAUUUAGGCUUUUUUACUCGAGGAUUGACUUGUUUCACUGAAUUAUACCCAGUAUUCUAUAUAAAUAACGUUAAAAUAGUACCAGAAGAUAUUUAUAAUCUUUUAACUCCAGUUGCUCUAGCUCAUCUUAUCAUGGGAGAUGGUGGAUUUAAAAGUAAAGGUAUUUAUAUUUGUACUGACUCUUAUACUAUUCAAGAUACAGUCCGAUUAAUGAAUGUAUUAAUUAUACGUUAUGAUUUUAAAUGUACUCUUCAUAAAGCUAGUAAUGAACAUGGAUAUAGGAUAUAUAUUUCUCGGAAUUCAUUAUACAAAGUAAAAAAGUUAGUUAAACCCCAUUUUAUACCCAGCAUGUUUUACAAACUAGGUGGGUAG